CUGGCAGCAGCUGAGACCGUUUGGCGAAGAUGGCGGACUCGCUGUCGUCAAGUCUGGGAGAAGAGAAGGAGAAGGAGAAAGAGGACAGAGAGAAGGACAGAAAGGCCACCAAAACAGAGAAGAAAGACAAGGAUGGAGUCACGGAGACGUCUGGCUUUAACAACAAAAACGGCGGCGGUAAAGGCAAGAAACGCAGCCUCUCAGACCUGUCCCUGGUCAGGUUUAUAACCGCUGAGCUCACCAGAGGAUACUUCCUGGAACACAAUGAGGCCAAAUACACAGAGCGCAGAGAGAGGGUCUACACCUGCCUCCGCAUCCCCAAGGAGUUGGAGAAGUUGAUGACAUUUGGCUUCUUCCUGUGUCUGGAUGCCUUUCUCUAUGUGUUCACCCUGUUGCCCCUCAGGGUGUUGCUGGCCCUUUUACGGCUCCUCACAGUACCAUGCUGUGGCCUGAGUGGCUCACGCCUCCUUCAGCCAGCCCAGGUGUGUGAUGUACUGAAAGGCUUCAUUAUGGUGCUGUGUUACUCUAUGAUGAGUUAUGUCGAUUACUCCAUGAUGUAUCACCUCAUCCGGGGGCAGUCUGUCAUCAAACUCUACAUCAUUUACAACAUGUUAGAGGUGGCGGACCGUCUAUUCUCAUCUUUUGGCCAGGACAUCCUGGACGCCCUUUACUGGACAGCCACUGAACCAAAGGAGAAGAAGAGGGCGCACAUAGGAGUGAUCCCUCACUUCCUCAUGGCUGUUCUCUAUGUCUUUCUCCAUGCCAUCCUCAUCAUGGUUCAGGCCACCACUCUUAAUGUAGCCUUCAACUCCCACAACAAGUCCCUGCUCACCAUUAUGAUGUCAAACAAUUUUGUCGAGAUCAAAGGGAGUGUGUUCAAGAAGUUUGAGAAGAACAACCUUUUCCAGAUGUCAAACAGUGACAUAAAAGAGAGGUUCACCAACUAUAUCCUCCUACUCAUUGUCUGUCUGAGAAACAUGGAGCAGUUUUCCUGGAACCCAGACCACUUGUGGGUGCUGUUUCCAGAUGUAGUUAUGGUGAUAGCCUCAGAAGUUGCUGUGGACGUUGUCAAGCAUGCCUUCAUCACCAAAUUCAAUGAUAUUAGUGCUGAUGUAUAUGGUGAAUAUCGAGCAAGCCUUGCAUUUGACCUUGUCAGCAGUCGCCAGAAAAAUGCUUAUACAGACUACAGUGACUCAGUUUCCAGAAGAAUGGGUUUCAUCCCCCUUCCCUUAGCUUUGCUGUUGAUCAGAGUCGUAACCAGCUCAGUGAAGAUCCAGGGCUCACUCUCCUUUAUGUGUGUGCUGCUGUUUUACUUGGGUAUGAUCACUCUGAAGGUGCUCAACAGCAUCGUUUUGCUGGGGACAUCUUGUGGGUUUGUCAAAGAGGCCAACAUGGAAGAAAAGCUCUUCGACCCCCCUCCGUCUGUUGCUUCGAGCCGCGCCAACUCCAGAGCUCACCGAACCAAACACGUUCACGUGUCAGCACACCAAGAACCCAUGACGGCUGACAGAGUAGGAAUAUCACUGGCUUCUGUCAACCCUCCUCUGUCCAAAUCGGCAGAGAGCUCCACUCCCACGCUUCCCAAAAGUGACUCAGACACAUUUCUCACUACGCCUGACGAAGACAAUGACGACAAAAUAAUCAACGCCGACACAGGCCUGGAAGAGGAGGGGCUUAAACACAGAACACCUAAGAAAGACUUGCUGGAGAUAGACCGCUUCACCAUCUGUGGCAACCGGAUAGACUGAACGCCAUAGUUAAGUGUCGGACAGCACGGCAUGAUUCAGGGAUCAGAUGCGGGUCAUGGAGCAUGCUCAGACUGGACUUGUACUUGUGCACCUGACCCCUGGAGUAUUUAUUUAUUUAUUACUGACAAAACCAGCCAAGGAAUAAAGCUGUCAAUACAAGCAUCAGAGACCACUUCAAAUGGCUCCAGUUGGUUCAGUUUCUGUCCCCUGAACCAGGUCUACUCUCAGGAUGGGAUGUAGCUGCCAUGGCAACAGCCAGACAGCUGUUGAUGACAAUGGGAAACACUGGUAUGCAUAGCUGGACCGGGAUAUAAAGAGAGAAACCAAACUGGAUACAUGACAUGUACAAAGUGUGUUCAAUGGAGGCUUUACAGCUGGACUGUGCAAGUGUGUGUUCAAAAGCACAAUCAUGUAUAGCAAGGAUUUCUUUUUAGAAAGAACAAAACUUCAGUUUUUAGAUUUUUUUCAAAGGUCUGAAGAUUUCUGAUAUUUGAAAUGAAUUUUUUUUUUUUUUUAUGAAUUUCAGAUCUUUUUUCUAAAAUCAGCCAUGCUCAGAUCCAGGAUAAUAACUCAGUCACAUGAUCACACACUGAAAUCUCUGAAGUCAUUUUCUGGAACACACACCGACACACAUUUAAAUUGGUUCUUGCUUAAAAUUUAAUCACUGACAUUGAGCUCAAAGCUGAAAUCUAACACUGUUAACAUGGCUGCUGUAACAGAUACAGUCCAGUGUUACAGGGACUUGGUUGUAGCUUGUCCCACAGCUGACAUCCACCUCCUUAAGGUAAAUCUAGAGGCUGAGGGAGACGCCAUCUAAGUGCUGCAAAAACUGAGCAGUGCGUGUCCUCUGAAGCUGGUGAAGAUCGAGGACGGUGUAGAACCAAGUACAGAGCCCAUGAGGAAUGGUGAUAAUUCUCAUCUUUUUUAGAAACGCGCAUCUUGCCAAGUCAUUUCUACUGCAAACCUUCUGCUGAUCAUGAUGUAAGAGUAAACCCAAACUCUCCAUCAAUCACAAAGUAAAUGUAAAGUCAGCUAGUAUGAUGAAUGAAAUUAGAGCAUGAUACAGUUUGAUCACAUAAUGUUGCAAUUAAUGAAACUAUCAAAAGCCCAGGAUAGACAUGGA
Messenger RNA from Sphaeramia orbicularis (orbiculate cardinalfish), 2871 nucleotides. It is a transcript of the gene tapt1b, whose product is annotated as transmembrane anterior posterior transformation 1b. NCBI's taxonomy places the organism in Eukaryota, Metazoa, Chordata, Actinopteri, Kurtiformes, Apogonidae. The record is from RefSeq and is a predicted model, not a curated record. Gene Ontology annotation, biological process: positive regulation of cilium assembly. The transcript is spliced from 14 exons. Bases 30 to 1748 code for a protein of 572 amino acids. Gene Ontology annotation, cellular component: endoplasmic reticulum membrane; ciliary basal body.